GGGCUGGACAGGAUGUAGGCCGCAGCUGCAUCUUGGUCUCCAUCUCUGGCAAAAAUGUCAUGUUGGACUGUGGGAUGCACAUGGGCUACAAUGAUGACAGGCGCUUUCCCGACUUCUCCUACAUCACCCAGAGUGGCCGUCUGACUGAUUUUCUGGACUGUGUAAUCAUCAGCCACUUCCACCUGGACCACUGUGGGGCACUCCCCUACUUCAGUGAAAUGGUGGGCUACGAUGGGCCCAUCUAUAUGACCCACCCCACCCAGGCCAUCUGCCCCAUCCUGUUGGAAGACUACCGCAAGAUCGCAGUCGACAAGAAGGGCGAGGCCAAUUUCUUCACUUCUCAGAUGAUCAAAGACUGUAUGAAGAAGGUGGUGGCUGUUCACCUGCACCAGACAGUUCAGGUGGACGAUGAACUGGAAAUUAAGGCAUACUACGCAGGCCAUGUGCUGGGGGCAGCCAUGUUCCAGAUCAAAGUGGGCUCCGAGUCCGUCGUCUACACGGGUGAUUACAACAUGACCCCUGACCGGCAUUUGGGGGCUGCAUGGAUUGACAAGUGUCGCCCCAACUUGCUCAUCACAGAGUCCACAUAUGCCACAACCAUCCGAGACUCCAAACGCUGCAGAGAGCGAGAUUUCCUAAAGAAAGUUCAUGAGACUGUGGAGCGUGGUGGGAAGGUGCUGAUCCCUGUGUUUGCACUGGGCCGAGCACAGGAGCUGUGCAUCCUGCUGGAGACCUUCUGGGAGCGCAUGAACCUGAAGGUGCCCAUCUACUUCUCUACGGGCCUGACGGAGAAGGCCAACCACUACUACAAGCUUUUCAUCACCUGGACCAACCAGAAGAUCCGGAAGACAUUCGUGCAGAGGAACAUGUUUGAGUUCAAGCACAUCAAAGCCUUUGACCGGACAUUUGCCGACAACCCGGGUCCCAUGGUUGUGUUUGCCACACCUGGGAUGCUGCAUGCUGGCCAGUCCCUGCAGAUCUUCCGCAAGUGGGCAGGAAAUGAGAAGAACAUGGUCAUCAUGCCUGGCUAUUGUGUGCAAGGCACUGUCGGCCACAAGAUCCUUAGUGGGCAGCGCAAGCUGGAGAUGGAGGGGCGCCAGAUGCUGGAGGUGAAGAUGCAGGUGGAGUACAUGUCCUUCAGUGCCCACGCUGACGCCAAGGGCAUCAUGCAACUGGUGGGGCAAGCAGAGCCAGAGAGCGUGUUGCUGGUGCACGGCGAGGCCAAGAAGAUGGAGUUCCUGAGGCAGAAGAUCGAGCAGGAAUUCCGGGUCAGCUGCUACAUGCCAGCCAAUGGUGAGACAGUGACGCUGCCUACAAGCCCCAGCAUCCCCGUGGGCAUCUCCCUGGGGCUGCUGAAGCGGGAGAUGGUGCAGGGGCUGCUCCCCGAGGCCAAAAAGCCUAGGCUCUUGCAUGGCACCCUAAUUAUGAAAGACAGUAGUUUCCGGCUGGUAUCCUCAGAACAGGCCCUUAAGGAGUUAGGCCUGUCGGAGCACCAACUGCGCUUCACCUGUCGUGUGCACCUGCAGGACACACGCAAGGAGCAAGAAACAGCCCUCCGUGUGUACAGCCACCUCAAGAGCACCCUCAAGGACCACUGUGUACAGCACCUCCCCGACGGCUCUGUGACUGUGGAGUCCAUUCUUAUCCAGGCUGCUGCCCACUCAGAGGACCCUGGUACCAAGGUGCUACUGGUUUCCUGGACCUACCAGGAUGAGGAGCUAGGAAGCUUUCUCACAGCGUUGCUCAAAAAUGGCCUUCCCCAGGCUCCCAGCUGACAUGUAGCCACCGGUGACUCUUGUCUCUUGCUGUUUGCCCAGCAGGAGGACCAGGGCUCCAAGACCGGGUCACAGACUCUGUUCUAGGGAUG
Messenger RNA from Acomys russatus (golden spiny mouse), 1867 nucleotides. RefSeq names its product integrator complex subunit 11 (gene Ints11). Lineage: Eukaryota; Metazoa; Chordata; Mammalia; Rodentia; Muridae. The coding region runs from base 60 to 1775 and encodes 571 amino acids. The transcript is spliced from 16 exons. The record is from RefSeq and is a predicted model, not a curated record. Gene Ontology annotation, biological process: snRNA processing. Gene Ontology annotation, cellular component: nucleus.